Messenger RNA from Oenanthe melanoleuca, 444 nucleotides. It is a transcript of the gene INS, whose product is annotated as insulin. The transcript has 2 exons. Gene Ontology annotation, cellular component: extracellular region. Bases 17 to 340 code for a protein of 107 amino acids. The record is from RefSeq and is a predicted model, not a curated record. Gene Ontology annotation, molecular function: hormone activity. Lineage: Eukaryota; Metazoa; Chordata; Aves; Passeriformes; Muscicapidae.
GUCUCUCCUGCCCACCAUGGCUCUGUGGCUCCGCUCCCUGCCUCUGCUGGCGCUGCUGGCCCUCUCCAGCCCCGGGAGCAGCCAGGCUGCCGUCAACCAGCACCUCUGCGGCUCGCACCUGGUGGAGGCUCUGUACCUGGUGUGCGGCGAGCGCGGCUUCUUCUACCAGCCCAAAGCCCGGCGGGAGGUGGAGCAGCCCCUGGUGAGUGGUCCCUUGCAUGGUGAGCUGGGAGAGCUGCCCUUCCAGCAGGAGGAGUUUGAGAAAGUGAAGCGAGGCAUCGUUGAGCAAUGCUGCCACAACACCUGCUCCCUCUACCAGCUGGAAAACUACUGCAAUUAGCAGCAAGGCUGGAGCUGGGGAGCUCAGGGGCCACGGGCAGACACUUGCACUUAUGCUACUGCACCUUCAAAGCAAUUGAAUAAAUGUUGUUGGAUCUAUUGGAA